Molecule: messenger RNA, 5722 nt
Organism: Bombina bombina (fire-bellied toad)
Lineage: Eukaryota; Metazoa; Chordata; Amphibia; Anura; Bombinatoridae
Product: serine protease 23-like
Exons: 4
Coding region: 399-1451 (350 amino acids)
Biological process (GO): proteolysis
Molecular function (GO): serine-type endopeptidase activity
Source: RefSeq, a predicted model, not a curated record
UGUCAUGAAGGAGCUUGUCUCUGAGUCUCCACUCCCCCCAGCUCACAAAGGCUGCUGGAGGGGGUGAGAGACACGAGGCAGAGCUGACACGGAUUGAGACAAACUGGGACAUUGCUAUUACUGAGAGCCCAUGCAAGAAACAGGUUACAAAUGAAGGCGGUGUCAUUAUUCAAUGUAGUACCAACCUGAUAAAUCACAGGUAGUGAUGCCCCUCACAGGACUGAGUAAGAAUCAGCACACACAAAGUAAUUAUUUAUACCCAGAGCCACUGAGAAUCUUUUGAAUCCUGCUCUGAGAAUGAGAGAAGAAAAAAGCUGCUGAUUUUUAACCAUAUCCGACAGUUAAGAAAAUUCAGACACAGGAGGUCUGUAAAUUUGCUGCCAUCUUGUGACGUUAAUAUGAUGGUCCCUGGAAUCUCAUCUUUCAUAACUGUAUUCUCUCUUCUUCUUCUAUCCAUUUCUACCUCUGAUCUCCCCACAUUUGAGCUGAUCCCACGCAGGAUAUUGCCUUUGACCCCUUCUCAUUUCACUGCUCUUGAUGCACCAGAGCUGAGUACAGUAUGUACAGAGAGAUGUGCCUUUCAAGAGUCACAGACUGAAGCCCAAGCCACGACACAUAAGCUAGACUUUGAAACUGCAUAUUAUAACGGGAGUCGUACAUUGACAACUGUUGCAUUGCGAGUAAGACAAAAUGACAAGGAGCAUUUAGAAAGAAGAACUCAUUCAGUACGCACUCGAAGGCAAAUAUAUGGUCCAGACAUGCGCUUCUCCAUACAUAAUCAACGUUAUCUAAAGGAUUUCCCCUUUGCUACAGCUGUACGUAUAUCAACAGGAUGUACAGGAGUGCUGGUAACUGAACGGCAUGUACUGACUGCUGCUCACUGCAUCCAUGAUGGCCAGGACUAUGUUAAGGGUGCAAAAAUGUUGCGUGUAGGCUUUCUGCGACCAGUAGCCAAAUCUUCCCUGCGUUGGGUGCGUGUUCAAUCAACAAGAGUUCCACGUGGGUGGAUAGGAGCACCUAUUGAAGCCAGCAUGGAUUAUGAUUAUGCUGUUUUGGAGUUGCGCAGGGCUCAGCCCAGGCCUCACAUGCGUUUAGCAGUCACCCCACCUCUUAAAGACCUGGCUGGGAAGCGGAUGCACUUCUCUGGUUUUGACAGUGAUAGACGUGGGGAACUAGUUUAUCGAUCAUGUCUUGUAGAACAGCAGACAGAGCAUCUUCUUUAUCAGCACUGUGAUGCACAGCCAGGUGCAAGUGGCUCAGGGGUUUAUGGACGGUUGUGGGACAAAGGUCGCUGGGAAAGGAAAGUCAUUGGUGUGUUCUCUGGUCAUCAGUGGGUGGAGAUAUCUGGAGAGCCAAAGGAUUAUAAUGUAGCAGUUAGACUAACCCCAUUAAAAUAUGCCCAGAUAUGCUACUGGAUUCGAGGGUCCAGUUUUAAUUGCCAGAAUGAAUGAGUUGACUCAAUGACCAAGCAGAUCAUUCAGCACAGGCAAACAACCUUUAACAAGCACCUUAUUCUGAUUGGAUAAUUAAAUGUCUUGGAAUGUUUUCUUACAAGGGGUUUAAAGUAAUAUGCACAUCUUACACCAACCUUAUGUAUUUAGGUGGGGAGAUUUGAAACAUAUUGUGACUUUAAAGUAAAAAAGUUAAUGUGAACCUGUAUCCUAAAAGUAAAUAGGAUUUUAGAACUAAUAUAAAGAAAACAAUAAGCAAUCAUCAGUAAUACAUUUAAAGUAACACUAUCCAACAAAGGGCUAGAUUACAAGUGGAGCUCUAUUUAUCUCUCCUAUUUGUGGGUUAACUGCACUAGAAGUAAGCUUUUUGCAGGUGUCUUACAAGUUAAAAGUAAUACAUUUUUCAUUGCAUGCUAACCAUGAUUUGCGCAAAAAGCUGGUUAGAAUAUCAUGACCGCAUUAACGUAUUCCUCCAUAGACUUCAGUGGAACAUGAAAAGUGCACUCCUCCUCUUUCUGACCAUCAUCUCCUCACUUGCAACAUCACAUCCCUCCCUACAACUCUCCCUCCUUCUACCCCUCACACCAAACUUCACAGAAGCAUUAUGUCAUUAGAUCAGCAACAGCUCGCUAGUUCUCUCAAACCUCUCUUCUCUUUCAUCCCCUCUUUUUCCUGCCCUGACCAAUCUAUCCGCGACUAUAAUUCCACCCUUACAUCGGUCCUUGACAAUCUGGCCCCUACUACUAUAGCUCGGAAAUGACACACUCAUCCUCAGCCCUGGCACACUCCUCUAACAUGGUACCUACGCAGAUGUUCCCAUACUGCUGAGUGGCACUGGAUAAAAUCUCAGAGUUCAGCUGACUUUCUUCACUACAAGUUAAUCUUGAACUCCUACUAUUCAGCCCUUAAUCUUUAUAAGCAACACUACUUCUCUACUCUUAUGUCUACUCUUUCUUUAAAACCAAGAGUCUGUUCUUCACUCUUCUCCGCCCGCCCCCACCUCCUAAUACAACUUCUCUCUCAGCUCAAGAUUUUACCAGCCACUUCAAUAACAAAAUCGACUCCAUCAGAAAUGAAAUGAGCUCUCAACAUACUACCAGUCUCCCACCCCCUCAAAAGUUUGCAAUCAUCCAAAACCCACAUAGCCAUAAAUGUAGCUAUUUCACCCCUGUUACUGAGGAAGAAGUUUCUGCACUUAUUAUUAUGUGCUCUCACCUCACUACCUGUCCCCUCGACCCCAUCCACAUACAUCUACUCCCCUCCAUCUCUACUACCCUUACCUCUAUACUCACACACAAUUUCAACCUCUCCCUCAGCACCGGUAUAAUUCCCUCACCUCUAAAACAUGCGCUGGUCACACCUAUCCUCAAAAAAUCUUCUCGCGAUCCAACAUCCCCACCCUACUACCGCCCUAUUUCCCUACUCCUUCUUGCCUCAAAGCUUCUUGAAAAGCUAGUAUAUGCACGCCUAUCCCAUUUCCUUACAUUAAACUCCCUCCUUGACCCACUGCAAUCUGGAUUUUGUCCCAUCACUCCACAGAGACAGCAAUCGUUAAGGUUAACAAUGACCUACUUACAGCAAAAUCCAAAAGCCACUUCUCUCUGCUUAUAUUCCUUGAUCAGUCUGCAGCCUUUGAUACUGUUCACCACCCUCUUUUGCUCCAAACCCUCCAAUCCUUCAGCAUUUGUGACACAGCCCUCUCGUGGUUCUCUUCCUACCUGUCUAACCGUACCUUUAGUGUAGCCUUCUCUGGGGCUUCCUCUGCCUCGUUACCACUUUCUGUUGGGGUACCACAAGGCUCUGUCCUUGGUCCCCUUCUCUUCUCAAUAUACACGUCAUCAUUAGGUUCCUUAAUAAAGUCCCACCAGUUUCAAUAUCAUUUGUAUGCUAAUGACACCCAAAUCUACCUCUCUGCACCAGACCUAUCUCCUUCCUUGCUAGCCCGUGUCACCAACUGUCUUUCUCACAUCUCAUCCUGGAUGUCGACAACUCCAUCAUUACCCCUACCCCGCAUGCCCGAUGUUUCAGGGUCACAUUUGACUCAGAUCUUUCUUUCACUCCUCACAUUCAGUCCUUGGCUAAAUCCUGCCGCUUUCCCCUUAAAAACAUAUCUAAACUUAGUCAUUUAUUUACAUAAGACACAACUAAGAUUUUAAUCCACUCUCUCAUCCUUUCCUUCCUCGAUUACAGCAACUCCGUCCUCUCUGGUCUCCCUAGCUGUCACCUAGCUCUUUUACAAUCCAUAAUGAAUGCCUCUGCCAGGCUCAUCUUCAUUACUCUUCACUCUUCAUCUGCUGCACCUCCUUGCCAAUCCCUUCACUGGCUUCCUCUUGCCUCCAGAAUAAAACACAAAAUUCUCACUCUGACAUACAAAGCCCUCAACUGCACUGCUCCCCCUACAUCUAAGACCUUGUCUCCAGAUACUCUCCCGUCCCCUUCGCUCUGCUCACAACCUCCUAUUCUCCUCCCCUCUUGUUACCUCCUCACAUUCCCAUUUACAGGACUUCUCCAGACUGGCUUCCGUCUUGUGGAACCCUCUGCCUUGCUCCACAAGACACUCCCCUAAUUUUGAAAGCUUCAAGUGCUCCCUAAAGACUUUACUGUUCAGGGAUGCAUACAACCUACACUAACCUUUCCUAAUCCCAGUUCCUCUCCUCCAUUGCUUUCCCCUUGAACCCCCUUAGCAUGUAAGCCUUAGAGCCCUACUGUUUGCAAGUUACCUUCAUAAGAGCUGACUACAAAAGUGCAACUAACGGCAGGGCCCUCUACCUAUUUUAUCCCUAUAAAUGUUACCUUGUAUAUCGCCUAUGUUUAUAGCGCUGCAGAAUCUGUUGGCGCUCUAAAAAUAAAUAAUAAUAAUAAAACUAAACUGCGCAAACAUGAUAGCAUUUUUCUCAAAUGCGCUAACCCAACAUAAAAAUCUUAAUAUAUUACAUUCUAUAUAUAUAUAUAUAUAUAUAUAUAUAUAUAUAUAUAUAUAUAUAUAUAUAUAUAUAUAUAGCUAUAGAUAUAUACAGAUAUAUAUAGCAAUAUCUAUUUAAUAUUACAUAGAACAUUGGAAUGUGAAAUAUUUACAGUAAACACACAAUAUAACACUUUAUUAAAAAUGAAUAUUGAAUAAAUAUGCUUUAACAUAUUUUCAUCUACUUGACUGCAAAGGGCUCCAAUGCACUUUUAUAUACGUGUCUAUAUAUCUAUACAUGUGUAUUUAUCUGUUUAUAUGUGUAUAUAUGCCUGUAAAUACAUAUAUACCCAUAUAAAUACAUAUGUACACACAUAUAGACAUAAAUAUAUGUAUGUAUCUAUCCCUAUGUUAAAGCCCUUUAUAACUUGUUAUAACUUGCUAUAACUUGUUUUGAGCAAUAUUUAUAUAUUUUUUUAAUAUUGUUUAUUAGAUAGUGUUAUUAUGAGUGUAUUUGUACUUUAUAAUGUAUUUUUUAUGUGUUUUGUGACACUUUUAUGUUUCACGUAACAGUUAACCAGAGCUCUGAGGUUGUGGUAAUCAUUCUAGCGUAAAUCACAAUUACGCUCACGCAUUCGCAUUUACUUUCAACUGGUAAUGCGAGUGCUCCUUCCGACGCACACAAACAGCCACAAUAAACCCGAUAUUGCCCAAAGUGUUUAUUCAAAGUAUCAGCUGAUAUUAAAGAUUAAGAUGUCACUUAAAGGGACACUAAAGCCAAAUUUUUUCUUUCGUGAUUCAGAUAGAGCAUGAAAUUUUAAGCAACUUUCUAUUUUACUCCUAUUAUCAAAUUGUCUUUAUUCUCUUGGUAUCUUUAUUUGAAAUGCAAGAAUGUACGUUUAGAUGCCGGCCCAUUUUUGGUGAACAACCUGGGUUGUCCUUGCUGAUUGGUGGAUAAAAUCACCCACCAAUAAAAAAAAGUGCUGUCCAGAGUACUGAACCAAGAAAAAAAGCUUAUGUGCCUUCUUUUUCAAAUAAAGAUAGCAAGAGAACAAAGACAAAUUGAUAAUAGGAGUAAAUUAGAAAGUUGCUUAAAAUUGCAUGCUGUAUCUGAACCACGAAAAAAUAAAUUUGGGUUCAGUGUCCCGUUAAGGUAUGUUGCAAAUACAAAAGCUAGCACUGGAAAACAAAUGUGACACAGGCACUUAUAUCAAGAGCACUUAAAGCACAGGUAUUAUAAUGUUUACACAUAAAAUGACACUUUAUCCAAAAUGCUCAACACAUUGAAAAUGAUUGUUGGAAUACUGAUAUGUAAUAUGUGUAUAGUUCUGGAAAACUAUUUUUUGAAUAAAAUUUCAUGCUCUGAUAA